Molecule: messenger RNA, 447 nt
Organism: Penicillium maclennaniae
Lineage: Eukaryota; Fungi; Ascomycota; Eurotiomycetes; Eurotiales; Aspergillaceae
Exons: 3
Source: RefSeq, a predicted model, not a curated record
GCCCUUGGCAGGUCAUGGACAACAUUUCCUUUUAAAUCUUGCAGAACUAUUUGGGUGGCGGCCAUGGGGAAGUCUAAACGUGCUCAAGACCUGACGCAUGAGGAGAUCUGGGAUGAUUCUGCCUUGGUGCGAUCGUGGGACGACGCGGUUGAGGAAUAUCAGCUCUACCACAGCAUUCAAGCAAAGGGUGAAAAUGUUGACGAUGUCCUGAGACGGGCAGAAGAAGAAGGUAUCCCUGACGAGGAUCCACCCUUUGCUGCAGCAGAGGAUGUUGUAGACGAUGUUUCUAUGGAGGCCGAGACCGAGGACGGAGCAGGCACAGGCGCCAUAUCGCAGAUCACAGUUCAGGACGAGAACUUGAAACGCCUCAUGAUGUCCUGGUAUUAUGCAGGCUAUUACACUGGUCUUUAUGAAGGCCAACAACAAGCCAAUCAAGGAAAGAGCUGA